CCUAAGCUUUUAGCCUUUGCUGCUGUCGCCUCUUCUUUCUCUCUUAUUGCUUGCUUGAUUCAAACGUUAUUCAGCCUAUUUUCUACCCUUAAAAAAGCUGCUUUUUCACCUAUAUAAACCUUCCAUUCGUUACCAAUUAUCUUCACUCAAAAACCCUCGCUUUCACUGUAUCUAAAUCUCCUUUCUCUGGUGUCAUUACUCUGCCAUACUGAAAAGAAGUGAACAUAAAAAUUAUGGGAGACGAUGAGUGUGUUAUAGUGGUAAGAGAAUUUGAUCCUUGCAAAGAUUUAACAAGUGUAGAAGAAGUGGAAAAAAGAUGCGAGGUUGGUCCCAGCGGCAAACUCUCUCUCUUUACCGACCUCUUAGGUGACCCUAUUUGCCGGGUCCGCCACUCCCCUGCUUUCCUCAUGCUGGUGGCUGAAUUAGCCUCAACCAAAGAGAUAGUUGGAAUGAUUCGAGGUUGCAUAAAAACCGUUACCUGUGGAAAGAAACUCUCUCGGAAUAGCAAAAGCAAUGAUCCUAACAAACCUAUUCCAAUUUACACCAAACUCGCUUACAUUUUAGGCCUUCGGGUCUCCCCUUCGCACCGGAGAAUGGGAAUAGGGUUAAAGCUGGUGCUUAGAAUGGAAGAGUGGUUUAUUCAAAACGGCGCUGAAUAUUCGUACUUAGCAACGGAAAAGGACAACCAAGCUUCUGUUAAUCUCUUUACGGAUAAAUGCGGUUACUCCAAGUUCCGUACUCCUUCCAUUUUGGUUAACCCCGUGUUUGCUCACCGACUCCCUGUUUCCAACCGAGUCACCCUGAUCAAGCUUCCCCCUUCCGAUGCUGAGUCCCUUUACCGCCGCCGUUUCUCCACCACCGAGUUCUUCCCUCGUGACAUUGACUCGGUGCUUAAUAAUAGGCUUAACCUGGGAACUUUUUUGGCUGUGCCACGUGGAUGUUUUUAUACGCGGGAGUCAUGGCCUGGGUCGGAUAAGUUUUUAGACGACCCGCCAGAGUCGUGGGCGGUUUUGAGUGUUUGGAAUUGCAAGGACGUGUUUAGGUUGGAAGUUCGCGGGGCGUCGAGGAUGAAGAGGACGUUGGCUAAAACGACAAGGAUUGUGGACAAGCUGUUGCCGUUUUUGAGGUUACCGUCGAUUCCGGAAGUGUUUAGGCCGUUCGGUUUGCACUUUUUGUACGGGUUGGGAGGGGAAGGGCCACGCGCGGCGAAGUUGAUUAAUGCGUUGUGUGCACACGCGCAUAACUUGGCUAAAGAAGGAGGGUGCAGUGUGGUGGCGACUGAGGUGGCGAAUCUUGAGCCGUUGAAAGUUGGGGUCCCACACUGGAAGAGGUUAUCGUGUGAUGAAGAUUUAUGGUGCAUCAAGCGGCUUGGGGAAGACUACAGUGACGGGUCUGUCGGUGACUGGACUAAAUCACCCCCUGGACUUUCCAUUUUUGUAGAUCCCAGAGAAUUCUAAGCUCUUAUCACCAAAACAAAAAUCUCAAUAGUAAUAAGUUUUUUUUUUUUUAUAAGGAUUUUGGUAGAGAAAAGAGAAUGAGAAGAUAUGGGGCUUUGGUGUAAGAAACAAUACGAAUAUCCUCUCCUUUUUGUUUUUUGUAAAUGGAUGUGGCUUUUAAGAUCCUGUUCUACCCAAACAAAGCCUUA
Durio zibethinus is the source of this 1645-nucleotide messenger RNA. RefSeq names its product Acyl-CoA N-acyltransferases (NAT) superfamily protein (gene HLS1). Lineage: Eukaryota; Viridiplantae; Streptophyta; Magnoliopsida; Malvales; Malvaceae. Gene Ontology annotation, molecular function: acyltransferase activity, transferring groups other than amino-acyl groups. The record is from RefSeq and is a predicted model, not a curated record.